GCCGCUCGGCCCAAGAUGGCGGCGCGGUUCCCUCAGCUGUCGCUGCCGCCGCUCCUGCUCGCCCUCACCCUACCGGCUCUCGCCACCCCUCCGGCAGCUCCGCAUCGCCGCUUCGAGUACAAGUACAGCUUCAAAGGGCCGCACCUGGUGCAGGCCGAUGGCACCGUGCCCUUCUGGGUGCACACGGGCAAUGCCAUCCCCAGCGCCGAUCAGAUCCGCAUCACCACCUCCCUGAAGAGCCAGAAGGGCUCGGUGUGGACCAAGAGCAAGGCGGCCUUCGAGCACUGGGAGGUGGAGGUGACGUUCCGAGUGACGGGCAGAGGCCGCAUCGGAGCCGACGGAUUGGCGGUGUGGUUUACGGAGGAGCAAGGCCUGGAAGGGCCCGUUUUCGGGGCGGCCGACCAGUGGAACGGCGUGGGGGUCUUCUUUGACUCCUUCGACAACGACGGCAAGAAAAACAACCCCGGCGUGAUCGUCGUGGGCAACAACGGGAAGCUCCUCUAUGACCAUCAGAAUGAUGGUGCCACCCAAGCCCUGGCCACCUGCCUGAGGGAUUUCCGGAACAAGCCCUACCCCGUGCGGGUGAAGAUCGCCUACUACCAAAAAACACUGACCGUGCUGGUCAACAACGGCUUCACCCCGGACAAAGAUGACUACGAGCUGUGUGCCAAGGUGGAGGACAUGCAGCUACCAGCCCAGGGCUACUUUGGGAUAUCUGCAGCCACGGGGGGAUUGGCAGAUGACCACGACGUGCUGUCCUUCCUGACCUUCCAGCUGACCGAGCCUGGGAAGGAAGCACCACCAGCAGACGCAGAAAUCCCUCAGAAAGAUAAGGAGAAAUAUCAGGAGGAAUUCGAGCACUUCCAACAAGAACUGGACAAAAAGAAGGAGGAGUUUCAAAAGGAACACCCCGACGUGCAAGGCCAGCCAGCGGACGACUUCGAGAGCGUCGGCGACCGCGAGCUGAGACAGAUCUUCGAGGGGCAGAACCGCAUCCACCUGGACAUCAAGCAGCUCCACAGGCAGCUGGACACCGUGCUGGACGAGCAGAGGAGGUACCUGGCGGCAAUCAGCGAGGAGAUGGCCAAAAGAGGAGCCGCUCUGCCGCAGCUUCCCCAGCAGGAGGUUGAGAAGGUUGUGAAAAGUCAGGAAGAGCUCGUUAGACAAGUGAAUGAAAUCAGGAGCGGCGUGGCCGACGCGCUGCGAUCGACGGGCGGGGCCCACGAGGCCGCCCAGCACUUCAGUGACGUCAAAGAGCACCUGCACCUGCUCAGGAGGGACCUGGAGCACUUAGCCCAGAGGAACCCGCCGCCUGCUGAGAAAGCCAAGUGCCCAGAGCUGCCACCUCUGCCCUCGUGUCUGUCCACGCUGCACUUCCUCGUCUUCGUGGCGGUGCAGACGCUGCUGUUCGUCGCUUACGUCAUGUACAGGAGCCAGCAGGAAGCAGCAGCCAAGAAGUUCUUCUGAUGCCGGGGGAGGUGGCAGCGCUGGGCGCCGUAAAUGACCGUAAAUGAUCGACCGCAAAACCAGCUCCGACCGCGACAACUGACGGUGAAACUCCCAAAAUGGGGGUGAGGAUUGCAGGGCCUGCCCUCUCAGGCAGCUUCCUCCUCCAUCCUCCACCUUUUGUUUUUGGGGGGUGGAGGAGGGGGUUGCUGAUUGGUUUGCGGGUGGAUGAAAAAUUUUCUAUUUACCACUUGGAUUUCAAAGGGUGAGAAGAUUUGUGUUGAUUAAUCCCAACUCUUCACGAGGGGCAGGUUUGAACGCUCUGUCGAUGGUGGGCCUGAUCUUUUCUGAGUUUCAACUCUAUCUGUUAAUUUUAUUAGUCAUUUUUACUUUGUAAUUUAUGAUCUAUGCAAUGCCUUGUUUUGUUUUGUUGGGGUUGUGCCACCUGCCCGUCAAUUGACGCGGCGGGGGGUGCAACUUUAGAGCUUCAGCGGUAAAUUGGGGGAGAUUUGAGCCUGCUGAGUGGAGAAAUCGCUGCCUGGAGGGUAAAUGAGGGGGGGGACAACAAAAAAACAACAACCUUGAGGAUAAAACACAGCAGAGUUUGGCCCUUGGCUUCUUUCCACACCAGCAACAAUUUACAGGUGCCUUGAGCCGUUCCAACCCCGACUCAAUCCACGUCCUUACCCUGUCCUGAGUGGGAAACAGGGCUGGUUUUUAUCCAAGAAUUCACAGCCAGGAGGAGGAGAUAACUUGGGCUCCGUGAGGGGGGAGGGGCGGAACCAACCGCUGUAAAUUGGGGCCGGCGAGCGGCGGGUGGUGCCGAGAGAGCCCGAUUGGUGCUGAUCAAACAACAUCUGGGUCUCCCUCCACAGCCCAAAACAUGCACAGUAGCAGGGUUUGGGAACCUCCUGGAUUACGGUUUGGGGUUCCCCUGCCCUGCUUUGUAAAUUGUUUCCCGACCGUGCCACGCCAAUUUACCGGGGUCGGGUUUGGUUCUCCGUCCCACCAGCUGAUGUUUCCACCCCUCUGUCUUCUCCUGCCUGCUGUCAACCGACCCCUGAGGAGUUCAGAGAGAACCUUAUUUGAAUAAAGAUGCAUAUUUUUAGUAA
Molecule: messenger RNA, 2558 nt
Organism: Myiozetetes cayanensis
Lineage: Eukaryota; Metazoa; Chordata; Aves; Passeriformes; Tyrannidae
Gene: LMAN1
Product: lectin, mannose binding 1
Exons: 13
Coding region: 16-1467 (483 amino acids)
Biological process (GO): Golgi organization; endoplasmic reticulum organization; endoplasmic reticulum to Golgi vesicle-mediated transport
Cellular component (GO): endoplasmic reticulum-Golgi intermediate compartment; COPII-coated ER to Golgi transport vesicle; endoplasmic reticulum membrane
Molecular function (GO): D-mannose binding
Source: RefSeq, a predicted model, not a curated record